Notolabrus celidotus (New Zealand spotty) is the source of this 1273-nucleotide messenger RNA. RefSeq names its product growth arrest and DNA-damage-inducible, gamma b, tandem duplicate 1 (gene gadd45gb.1). The transcript has 3 exons. Bases 224 to 688 code for a protein of 154 amino acids. Lineage: Eukaryota; Metazoa; Chordata; Actinopteri; Labriformes; Labridae. Gene Ontology annotation, cellular component: cytoplasm; nucleus. Gene Ontology annotation, biological process: regulation of cell cycle. The record is from RefSeq and is a predicted model, not a curated record.
CCCAUCAAUCUGCCACGAGCCGGAGUGUGACAAUAGCAUUAUCAUACCAAUACACCAUUCAGCUUCAGCCAAUCAGAGCACAGCGCUUUCACUCCGCCGCACGAGCUGCAGAGUAUAAAGCUGGGAGGAUGCAGCUUGCUCAUCACUCUGCUCCUUUCGCGGAUUUGCUCAACGACCUAACUCUCAACUCUCCCUUUGCGGAAUUAUCCUGAUCACUGUCAUCAUGACUCUUGAGGAAGUACAGAUCCAGAAGCCCACCGAGCGUGCCGAGUGCACCGGCCAAGCCCUGGAGGAGGUCCUGGUCUCUGCCAAAGACAACGACUCCCUCACCGUGGGCGUCUACGAGUGCGCUAAAGUUAUGAACCUUGACCCGGACAGCGUGUCUUUCUGCGUCCUGGCCGUGGAUGAGGAGUUUGAGUGUGACAUCGCUCUGCAGAUCCACUUCACCCUCAUCCAGUCCUUCUGCUUCGACAACGACAUCAGCAUCGUCAGAGUGAGCGACAUGCAGCGUCUGGCUGAGAUUGUUGGAGACAAGGCUGAGCAGCUUGAAGAUGCCCACUGUGUCCUCAUCACGAACCCAGCUGAAGGCUCUUGGGAGGACCCCUCUCUGGAGAAGCUGCACCUGUUCUGUGAGGAGAGCCGGCGUCUGAAUGACUGGGUUCCCGAGAUCGGCCUGCCCGAGCCUUGAUCUGGGACUCGGCUCCUCUCUUACUCAGAUGCUGUAAAGCUUCUUAUCUGGAAAUACUCAUCCUGAUGAACAGGAUGACCCUGUUUCUCAUCCCUGGAUACUCCUGAGGAGGAUUCCCGUCCAGGCAGCACGGCGCCGGCCCGAGUGGCCCCCGUGAUCGUCGUCUCUUGUUCCGUCCAUGCCAAGAUGACUCUCAUUCUUUGUGUGAAUGAGGUCAGGUAUGCCACAAGAGCGACACAUCGACCCUCAUUCUUUGUGCGGAUGAGGUUUGGAGAGGAAGGAGAAGCGAGUUCUGCGUCCUGUGGUCCCCACAGAGCAAAUGUCGCAUCUUGAAGCACGCGCAGCAGGAGAAGAAGCGGUGCUGAGGAAGAGGCAUCUUUGAAAAGGGACUUUUUAGAGAUGGCCUCUUUGCUGAGCAACAUGACAUCAGUUGCAAUCAGCAGAAAUGUUUCCCACUUUCCAGAAUAGUCUUAAUUCUCUAAAGGUUUCACUUUAGAAAUUUAAACUGACGAAAAUAUAUUCUAAAACUAAAAAAAAAGAAGAUAAAAAAGUCAAUUCUCUAAAGGUUUCACUUUAGAUGUUUAA